AUGAUAAAAACUGCCGUGGCCAUUGCUAAGCAGGAGGGCGUGUUGAAGUUAUGGAGCGGUCUGAUGCCGAUGUUCCAACAACAUGCAAUAUAUUCAGGCUGCAGGCUGAUUUUCUACGAGCGGUUCCGGAACGCGUUCAAGGAUGAUAAUGGAAAGGUCUCUUUGGGUAUUGCAUCAUUGGUCAUUGUAGACGCUGACAAUGUUGAUAGCAGUGAGACUGCUGCUGAAGCUGUCGUUAGUUAUGAAGCGGUAAUUCAAGGUGUUGGUAAUAAGAGACGAGUAUGA
This is a messenger RNA of Parnassius apollo (apollo), 285 nucleotides long. Lineage: Eukaryota; Metazoa; Arthropoda; Insecta; Lepidoptera; Papilionidae. The record is from the annotation of a GenBank genome assembly.